Molecule: messenger RNA, 3252 nt
Organism: Homarus americanus (American lobster)
Lineage: Eukaryota; Metazoa; Arthropoda; Malacostraca; Decapoda; Nephropidae
Product: histone H2A deubiquitinase MYSM1-like
Exons: 3
Coding region: 69-2609 (846 amino acids)
Biological process (GO): double-strand break repair
Cellular component (GO): BRISC complex; BRCA1-A complex
Molecular function (GO): polyubiquitin modification-dependent protein binding; metallopeptidase activity
Source: RefSeq, a predicted model, not a curated record
ACUACCCGGUGUUAGGUCCCUGUAAGCUUAGUUCAGUGUGCGGCUGGCGGUGGGCGAGCUGAGUGAUAAUGGCGUCGUCUGAUGAUAUAGGCGGCACCUUAGAUGUUGAUGUUGUUGGUCUUGUUGACCUUGACUUUAAAAGUGAACCUGAUUUUUUUGACUUUGAUUCUGGUGGUGAGUUUGGACUAUUUGGAGAAGCAGGAGUGGCUUUACACACCACAGCCACCACCACUACUCAAAGUAAUCAGUCGUGCAGUACUACUGUCAAUGGAAAUACUACUGUUGGUAGUAGUUGCAGUAGUUCGCAUCACACGACUGGAUCGCCAAAUAGUAAAAAAACUUCUAACAGCCGUAAAAGAAAAAGUCAUUGGAAUGCUGUUGAGAAGGAUUUAUUUCAGAAAGGACUGGAACUCUUUGGACCUAACUGGAACAGACUCUCAAAUUUUAUAGCCACUAAGACUUCAGGACAAGUUCGUAGUUUUCACAAGAAAUGGGCCGAGACAGCCAACAUUGUCCAAGAAGCUGAGACUGUAGGGGAAACAUGUGUGUAUAUGCCAGCUGAUCAAGUUUGUAUUACUACUACAGAUUUAGAUGAUCCUUUAGGUCUUAUUGAAACUGCUACAACAACUGUAACAACAACUCCACUUUCUCCAAAAAGAAAUAAAAAAGUUGACAGUAGCUCACAGGCUUCAAGUGCAGUUGAAGAUAAUAGUAAAGGAUUUAAUUCAUCAGGUGAAAUAUUUGUUCCAAAUAUUGCAGAGGAAUGGAUUAUUGAGUCCGAUGGCUUUGUUUGUUCAAAUCCUGAAACUCUCAAUAAUUUUAGAAAAAAAAACGAAAAUAAAAAGAAAGUGAAUCAUAUAAAGAAAAAGAAAAAUUCCAUGCUUAGUUCAAAUGUGCCUUUUAAAAUAAAGUCCCCUCAGAAGCAGACACCAAAGAAAAAAAAGAAACUGAGGAUUACACUUGGUCCAACUAGCAGUGAGAGAGAGAAUGUGAUACACUCACAAACUUUACCCAAGAAGGAUGGAAAGAGUGACGAGCCCAAAAUUGCUAUGCCGGUACUUGGACAAGUUGUUCACAUUGUUAAAAAUGAGAUGGAAGAAAGUGAUGUUGAUAUUGAUAUAAGUGAUGAUGAAGAGUUGAUGAUUGAAGACAAACCUCCAAGUAAUGUAACGGUUUGUAACAACAUUGAAGACACAGUUAUUAUUGAGCCAGAUGAAUCUAUAGGAAAUAAAGAAGACACUGUAAGUGAAGAUUCUGGAAUUGAUGAUAAAAAACAACAAGUUUUCAAUUUUCCUCCCCCAGCUGAGGAGAGAACAUUAAAUUUAGAAGAUGUAACAGAUGAAGAAAAGAAAGUUCACUCUGAAUAUUUUGAUGGAAAAGGUGUAAAAACUCCAGAAAGAUAUUUGAAAAUCAGAAAUUAUCUUAUUACCUUUUGGAAUCAGGUGAAGCCUAAAUAUAUGAGAAAAACUAUAGUUCGUGCAGGUUUAAGGAACUGUGGAGAUGUUAACUCAAUAGGUAAAGUUCAUGAAUAUCUAGAAAAAAUUGGUGCUAUUAAUUUUGGGUGUCCAGAAAGUAAUUACACUUCUCCUUUAGUGAUUGGUGUUAAACAAAAAGAAAAGGUAACUGUACCUACUAAGCCUUCAACUAAGGUAGAUCGGUCAGAAAUGACUCGACAGAAACAAAAAAAGAAAUGGGAUGCAUCGAUGAGUGAAGGUGGUGGUCUUACAAUUAGCCAUGAUGAAUCAGGCGCAGUUGUGGAUGCAUGUCAUAUUCCGGAGGCUCCUCGCAGUAGGGCAGGUCCUGGGAGUGGCCCAAAUGGUGGAAGACUUGAGCAGUUUAAAUUAGUUCGCUGUCUUGAACAUGACCCAGACACUCCAGCUCCAUUUUCUGUUGUCAUGCAUGCUCAUGCUCUUAUUACAUUAGAUCUUCAUACACAUACAUCUCAUGCUGAAGUAAUGGGGUUGUUAGGUGGCUACUAUGAUCCUGCUACACAAACUCUCUAUGUAACUGUUGCAGUUCCCACCCAAGCUGUUAGUACAGGUGUGGAAUGUGACAUGUGCCCAAUAUCUCAAAGCACAGCAUGUACUGUUAUUCAUGAGGGUGGUGUGCAGGUAGUAGGAUGGUAUCACUCACACCCAACAUUUCCUCCUAAUCCAUCUGUUCAGGAUAUUGACACUCAAGAUCAGAUGCAGCAAUGGUUUGCACGCCAAGAUGCUCCAUUCCUAGGUAUUAUUGUAAGUCCCUUUUGUCCCACAAAUCGUAAUGAGGCUUCCCAAAUUCGUUGUAUUGUGUUAGAUAAACCGCCACAUAAAGUGUCUGGAAAGGAAGAGGUAGAAUCCUUUCGUUCUCCAUAUAAACUUUUCUGGUCUGUGAGUGAGGUAAUCCCUGGUGCAUGGGAAGAAGUCUGCCAGGGAGUGAGGGCAGUAGUUGCAGGUGCUCGAGAUGAUUCCAUGGCAGUAGAAUGGAGAGGAGAAUGGCGUGGGCAGUUGACGUACUGGGAGAAGGCAAUAGCAUCUUUAAACCACCAUUUACCUCUACAUCUACAUGAACCAUUACAGUCAGUGCGUACCACUUUCCUUGCUGCUGUCAGAGAGUAUUUGGAUGCUUGAUUUUUCAAAGAAAAUAAGAGUUCGGGAAUAUGGAUGUAAAGCAGCAUAAUCAACUCAAAGAAGCUGGCACUUGGGAAACUGAUAUAAAAAUGUUUACAGUAUUAUUGUGGCCAUUCAGGAAAGUCUUCUAGUUUCAUGAUCAUUUUAGUUUUUAUGAUAAUUUAACCUCUUGGGUAUGAGGGGUCUCUCUCUCUCUCUACUGAAUGAAAUUGUCUGGCAUUAGCCGAUUAAAAUAUUAAAAGUGGCAUCCAGUUGUGAAGUCUUUAAUCACAAAGGCAGUUCAUAAUCAUGUAGUCUGUACUGGUAGUUUUUCUUCAAGAAGCUUGUACAGUAUUACAGAGAUAGAGUGAGACCACAGAUGUAGCCCACCUCAUACAGGGAACAUUUAUUCAAGCUGAGGCAGCCAGGAUUUGGAGCCUGUCUUACUUAACACAGACAUGUUAAGAUAGAUUAUCUGUACCCCUGUUGGUUUAGAUAUUUAUGAGCAAUUUAGAUUACAGUAAUACCCUGCUUUACGGAGUUCUCGUUUACGCGUUUCUACAUUUACCCGGUACCCAGCCAGAACCGGAAUUCCCAAUUUACGCGGUGCAUCUACUCAUAUACGCGGGUGAAGUAUAAUUUUUUUAUUUAGCUCAUAAAAUUC